GUCAGCCACUCCGAGGGCCAACCUGGUUUCAGUUAUUGCUCUUGUCAAUGUUGAAGGCUAUCAAGGCUGGCUGGGUAGGCUGUCUGGCUUGGUGCUAGAACUCGGCGUCAGACUGCUGACCAUCUUGUCUUUGAUCACACCAAUCAGCUUCUGCCGUUCGCCUAGAAAGCCUACAACCAACGACGAACUGUUGCACAGAUUUGCCCGGUUGUAGAGAAAUCUGCGGCUGAGCACGAUGCAGCCUACUUUGGGGGCUUCUGUGUAGAUGGGGGCCUUGCAUGUGAUAAAAUCUGAGUAUUAUUUAUUGACCAUCGGCUGCCCUCCUUCUGCUGAAUACUUUGCAACUCUACAUUUCCGGGAGACACUUCUUAAAUCCAUAUUCAUUCCUCUUUCUAGAAAUCUCAACCAUGGUUCGCAUCGAGGAUUUCGAGGGUAUGCAAUACUCUAGAGUGGGAGACGAGUCUGAGAUGCAGGAAUAUGCUUUCUUCAACCAGCAAUAUGCGACCUCGACGUAUCAGAAAGAGCACGACAUGAACCCUGAUCUCAUUGUGCGACCACAGAAUGACCAAGAUGUCAUUAGAGCGGUCAAUUGGGCUAGGAAGAACAAGGUCGCCGUCGCCGUAAAGAGUGGAGGCCACCAAUACAGCGGAGCCUCGUCCACAAGCGGCAAGAAUAUCCAGAUCGAUUUGGGCAACACCUACAAGGAUCUGAUGAUCUUGAAGCCCAAAGAACCUAUUGCAGCCGACCGCACACUUGUUUACAUUGGUGUCAGCAUUACGAUGAUGGACCUCAACAAGUACCUCAAGCAGACUAAACUCUUUGUCCCUACUGGCCAGUGUGCCUACGUCGGGGUGGGAGGUCACGGCCAGACUGGCGGUUAUGGACAGUUGGGCCGUAGUUUCGGCCUCUUUGGAGACAACAUCAGAACUAUCCGUAUAGUUUGUCAUGAUGGUGUCAUCCGCGACAUCACCAAAAAAAACAACCCGGGGAUGUUCUAUGCCGUUCUUGGAGGCAGCCCAGGAAACUUCGGAGUCAUCACCCACUACAUCGUUGAGGUGUACAAGUCCAGCAGCUACCUUGGUACUGUCGCUGGACCUAACGGCUUUAAAGGACCCCACGGCAUCAAGGCCCUCUGGCUCUACUCCAAGGAAGUUCUGACCACACUUCUCAAUGCCAUUGCUGAAAUGGCCGACGACCCUACAUUCCCCCGCGGCUUCGACCUCUGCGUCAGUGUCAUCAGCACAGACUUCCCCAUGUCGACUCUGUUCAAGGAGCUCAAGGAUGCAAACGUCUGGCAGCGCAUUCAAGACCGCAUCAAGAACGCACUCGAAGACGACUUCCUAAAGUUGCUCAACGGAAGAUUCCCAGCGUCCAUCAUUCUGUACGCACAAUGGUGUCCGACCAGCAAGAACGACAAAUAUGAUGCCAAUGUCGAUGCCUGGUUUGGCAAGUUCCGGGAGCUCAAGAGCACGUUGGCAGACUUCUCGCUUCAGUUUGGAGAGUUCGACAUGGAGAUGUCGGAUAUGACUGGGCAGUGGAUCUUCCCCAGAGCACGCGAGUUUGACCUUCCCUAUGUCAAGCGGACCUAUUCUACCAACUCAACCAGCCUUACCAAAGACAAAUGGGUUGAUGCUGUGGUUGACCGUAUUGACCUCAUAUACAACCCUGAACAAUACCUCAGGGGGCAUGAGGGUGAGAAAGAUUACGAGCGUUUCAUGCGAUGUAAGCUGUCGGUCCAGAUUCAGUGCUUUGGAGGCAAGAACUCGCGCUUCUUCGUCAAUAGAGACAACGGCACGUCUUACAGCUGGAGAGACUCUUCGGUUGUUCAGACGUUGGACUGCUUCCACGAGCCCGAUGAACAGUCAAGAAAGUUGGCUCAAUCAUGGCAAGACAAGAAUGACCAGAUUAUGAACGGGCCCGAUAGCCCAUUCAGCAAGAAGGACAGACGUCUUCUUUGGGGAUCCUAUGGUGAUUGGAACUUGGGUGACGAGAAGAUCUGGAAGUGCUACUACGAAGACGAGGAGAAGUACAGACGACUUGGAAAAGUCAGAGCCCUGGCUGACCCCAACGGAACGUUUACCGCGAACCCGUUCGCGAUUACUGCAGUCAAAAACGCGAGGUUGUGAGCGGAGCUUCGUCUUGUGUUGGAGACAGGGCGAAAAAGUUGUAUGUUAAGACUGGAUCAAAUUUGUGCCUCGAACCGUUUGUAAUCUAGAAUUGAAAUAAGACUCAUCACAUCGCCAUUCUCAGCGCCAAAA
Messenger RNA from Colletotrichum godetiae, 2258 nucleotides. RefSeq names its product FAD binding domain-containing protein. The coding region runs from base 408 to 2126 and encodes 572 amino acids. NCBI's taxonomy places the organism in Eukaryota, Fungi, Ascomycota, Sordariomycetes, Glomerellales, Glomerellaceae. The record is from RefSeq and is a predicted model, not a curated record. The transcript has a single exon. Gene Ontology annotation, molecular function: FAD binding; oxidoreductase activity.